Molecule: messenger RNA, 1630 nt
Organism: Piliocolobus tephrosceles (Ugandan red Colobus)
Lineage: Eukaryota; Metazoa; Chordata; Mammalia; Primates; Cercopithecidae
Gene: CBLIF
Product: cobalamin binding intrinsic factor
Exons: 9
Coding region: 252-1430 (392 amino acids)
Biological process (GO): cobalamin transport
Molecular function (GO): cobalamin binding
Source: RefSeq, a predicted model, not a curated record
GCAAAUCGCAGUACCUGUGGAUGAGAGACGUGGACAGGAGGGUGAGAUGGCCUGGUUUGCCCUCUACCUCCUGAGCCUUCUCUGGGCUACAGCUGGGACUAGUACCCAGUCCCGGAGUUCAUGCUGUGAGUAUGAUGUUUUUCCAAUGAGGUCAGGGAAGCAGUUGCCCUGGGGAGGGGCUGUGACCUCUGACACUGAGCUCUGCUGAUGAGAAAGUGGUUGAAAAUAGCAAUCACUAUAGGAAUUCCAAAAUGGCGGUUCCCUCAGCCCAGGAGCCCUUGGUCAAUGGCAUACAAGUACUUAUGGAGAACUCGGUGACUUCAUCAUCCUACCCAAACCCCAGCAUCUUAAUUGCCAUGAAUCUGGCUGGAGCCUACAAUUUGAAGGCCCAGGAACUCCUGACUUACCAGCUCAUGUCCAGCGACACCAACGAUCUAACCAUUGGGCAGCUUGGCCUCACCAUCAUGGCCCUCACCUCCUCCUGCCGAGAUCCUGGGGAUAAAGUAUCCAUUCUACAAACACAAAUGGAGAAUUGGGCACCUUCCAGCCCCAAUGCUGAAGCAUCAGCCUUCUAUGGGCCCAGUCUAGCGAUCUUAGCACUGUGCCAGAAGAACUCUGAGGCGACCUUGCCGAUAGCCGUCCGCUUUGCCAAGACCCUGCUGGCCAACUCCUCUCCCUUCAAUGUAGACACAGGAGCAAUGGCAACAUUGGCUCUGACCUGCAUGUACAACAAGAUCCCUGUAGGUUCAGAGGAAGGUUACAGAGCCCUGUUUGGUCAGGUACUAAACGCUAUUGUGGAGAAUAUCAGCAUGCAGAUCAAAGAUAAUGGCAUCAUUGGAGACAUCUACAGUACUGGCCUCGCCAUGCAGGCUCUCUCUGUAACACCUCAGCCACCUAAAAAGGAAUGGAACUGCAGUAAGACUAUGGAUAUGAUACUCGAUGAGAUUAAGCAGGGGAAAUUCCACAACCCGAUGUCCAUUGCUCAAAUCCUCCCGUCCCUGAAAGGAAAGACAUACCUAGAUGUGCCCCAGGUCACUUGUAGCCCUGAUGAUGAGGUACAACCAACUCUACCCAGCCAACCUGACCCUGGCCCCACCUCCGCAUCUAACAUCACUGUUAUAUACACCAUAAAUAACCAGCUGAGGGGGGUUGAGCUGCUCUUCAACAAGACCAUCAACGUGAGUGUGAAAAGUGGGUCAGUGUUGCUUGUUGUCCUAGAAGAAGCACAGCGCAUAAAUCCUAUGUUCAAAUUUGAAACCACUAUGACAUCUUGGGGCCUUAUUGUCUCUUCUAUCAACGAUAUCGCUGAAAAUGUUGAUCACAAGACAUACUGGCAGUUCCUUAGUGGCAUAACACCUUUGAAUGAAGGGGUUGCUGACUACAUACCCUUCAACCACGAGCACAUCACAGCCAAUUUCACGCAGUACUAAGGAAGAGGUGGGUUCAGCUUCUAUCAAACAUCUUCAAAGGAUGGGUGAAAUUUUUUCCAGUUCAUUUUAAAUCUAUGCAAAAAAGUGAAUGUCUGUGAUGCUACCAUAUUCCUGGAAAACCACAAUGUAGAAUAAAAAUGCAAAGUUCACUGGAGUCUCAACAUCUAUGACUCAUGAAAAUAAAACUUUCAGCUUCUCAA